Mauremys reevesii (Reeves's turtle) is the source of this 3314-nucleotide messenger RNA. It is a transcript of the gene RAB10, whose product is annotated as RAB10, member RAS oncogene family. Gene Ontology annotation, molecular function: GTP binding; GTPase activity. The transcript has 6 exons. NCBI's taxonomy places the organism in Eukaryota, Metazoa, Chordata, Testudines, Geoemydidae. The coding region runs from base 412 to 1014 and encodes 200 amino acids. The record is from RefSeq and is a predicted model, not a curated record. Gene Ontology annotation, cellular component: recycling endosome; insulin-responsive compartment; Golgi apparatus. Gene Ontology annotation, biological process: cellular response to insulin stimulus.
CCUCGCCUCGCGGCCUGUGCGUUUAACGAGCGGCGCGCGCAGCCGGGGGAGACUGAGGGGAGCUGCCGCCGCCGCCUUCCGGGGAGUGGGAGUCAGCGGGGCCGGAGCCGGAGCCGGGCGCGGAGGGAAUGAGGCCAGGGGCUGUCGUCGGAGCAGCGUCCCCGUGAGCAGCGCGGGACCCGUCGCCGCCCGAGAGCGAAAGGCGCGCCCGGCCCCCGCCGCGCAGGGCAGGGGCAGCCCCGCCAGGGAAGCCAUUUGUGCCGCCCCGGCCGCCCCCUCCCCCACCAGCCGCCGGGCCGCCGCCCUGCCGGGUAGCCCCGGCUCCCUGCUGCACAGGCCCGCGGGGCCCCUGAGCGAGAGCGGCCCGGGCAGGGACGGGGGAGCCCGCAGCGGGCGGCGGCCGCGCUCCCCAUGGCGAAGAAAACGUACGACCUGCUCUUCAAGCUGCUGCUGAUCGGGGACUCCGGCGUCGGCAAGACCUGCGUCCUCUUCCGCUUCUCCGACGAUGCCUUCAACACCACCUUCAUCUCCACCAUCGGGAUAGACUUCAAGAUCAAAACAGUUGAAUUACAAGGAAAGAAGAUCAAGCUUCAGAUAUGGGACACAGCAGGACAGGAGCGAUUUCACACCAUCACCACCUCUUACUACAGAGGCGCCAUGGGAAUUAUGCUAGUGUAUGACAUCACUAAUGGCAAAAGCUUUGAAAACAUCAGCAAAUGGCUCAGAAACAUAGAUGAGCAUGCCAAUGAAGAUGUGGAGAGGAUGCUGUUAGGAAACAAGUGUGACAUGGAAGAUAAGAGAGUUGUACUUAAAACAAAAGGAGAACAGAUUGCGAGGGAGCAUGGUAUUAGGUUUUUCGAAACUAGUGCAAAAGCAAAUAUAAACAUUGAGAAGGCAUUCCUCACAUUAGCAGAAGACAUUCUUCGAAAGACCCCUGUAAAAGAGCCCAACAGUGAAAAUGUAGAUAUCAGCAGUGGAGGAGGGGUGACAGGCUGGAAGAACAAGUGUUGCUGAACGUUCUCCUAGAUCACCAAUCGCCGUCUACCCCUUCCCCCCCCCUUUUUUUUCUCGCUGCAAAAUAAACCACUCUGCCCACUUUUAACCUUAAAUGAAUGUUUUGUUCCUCAUCUUAACAAAGCUCCAGCCUCCCUUUGUUCUUCCAUUUAGGACAGCUUGCUGACUAUAAUUUUCUCAACAUGUAUAGAAAAAUCAUGUCUGUGACUUUUUUUUUUUUAAAUGUAUCUGCUCAACUCACCACUACAUUUUGGUUGUAUUAUAGUCCCGUUCUUGACAUUAAAACUUAUAGCAAUCAUUUCAACUCUAUUCUGCAAAUUGUAUAAGAAUAAAAGUUAGAAUUAACACUUUAUUUUGUACAACAGUGGAAUUUUCUGUUAUGGAUAAUGUGCUUGAGUCACCAUAUUCUAUAGACAUGCAUCAGCAAAAAAAGCCAGGAAAAAAAAACUCAUUUUCGCCUUGAGUAUGUAAAUGGGGUUAAUUUUGUCCUGUGCCUUAUGUGGAAAGGAACUUUUUUUUUUUCCUUUUUUGUUUUGGUGGAAGCAUGUGCAGGAGACGUACCAUCCACACGUGACCAUUUAAAAAUAUUAAACUCUUUUGUGGUUGCUUUACUGUGAUUGUUGGUGUAGUGAAUAGAGGACAAAGAGUGGUGCAAAGAUCUUAAAUUUAUCUAAGUCUCCUUUUUGGUGACCUAGCCAUUCAGAACUGUUCCUGCUGCCAUUUUUUCUCACUGGCAACUUCUUUCCUUUUGCCUGCAUGCUGCUUUUAUUUGCUUUUCUUCAUGGUGUGAUGUGUUAACUACAAGAUGGCAACCUGGUAUGGUUGCCAAAGUUAAUACAAAGCACUGAUUGAGCUUUCAAGGUAAAAUGUUAUGCCUACUAAUUUCCCUCUAGCCAAUGUCCGUUCACUAGUAUCUUCCCCCUCUCUCCUCCUGCAUAGCCAAUGGGUUUUAUGAUAUGGAUGAGGUAUUUGCAUGCACUAGUUUUUGAUGGAGGGUGAUGUGGUUGUCUACUUUCUGUGUGUGUGACUAUAACAUGCAGUUCCCAAACUGACAACAGUUAAUAUGAACUUAAAGUCUCUACUAUUAGCUGCUCGAACAGGGCAUUUCGUAGCCUAGCAAAAGGUUAAGUAAACUAGUCUUUUAAAAACAAAAAAGAAGUUGGCAGUUGUGUUGAAUUAUUGCCUCCCCUACAACUUCCUCUUUUUCUGAUGUUAAAUUCUUUACGAUGAUAACAUUUAAUUUGUUCUUCAUGGUCAUUCUCGAGCUCAUCAUUUAAUCCUGUUGGAAGACAGCAGGUGACUCAUGCAGGGAGGUAGAAUUGGGAUCCCUGUGUUUUUGUGCACCCAUGGGUGUUUAACUUUUCUGCUUCGCUUUCAUGCUUCAUCUGUAGAUAAGGGUAUGCUAGCUUUGCUAUUUUCCCAAAAAGACACCUGUGCUGAAAUCAUGGAUGGCUUCAUCCAAUUCUAGUGGAGAAGAGAGUUGAAGGAGGACCCCAAGCUAAUUUAGACUGCUCAUGUUCAAUUGGGUGCCUUGUUAAGGAGAGCAUUUUAACGUCCAGCUGGCUUGCAUAAAAACAGUGAAGGAGGAUUCUCCAGCAAAGAACACACAUGAAAGUUUCUAGCAGAACCCCAAAAAUCUGCUUUUCUCUAUCUGACUGGCUUGGCCUGACCUUUGUGCACUUGGUUGCUUGAUCUUCCUCCACUAAAUAGUGAAAUCAGCAAAUGACCCUGACUUGACUUGACUUUAAUGAAAUGAGUCUUUGAAGGUUAGAUUCUUGUUUUGACCUGCUAUCAGUUUAGUAACUUUACGGAUGUGUCUUCCUGGUCCUCUCUGUUUUGGCAGUUUCUCUCCUUUGUACUCGUUCACCCUGCCCAGUUGAGUGGCUGCUGGGGGAAAAAGCAAGAAACGGGAGCUCUAGGUGAUGAAUUGACACUGUUUUUGUUUCUCGCGUAUUAAGCAUAUUGAUCAGCAUUGUAAAUAGACAGAAUAUGGCUACCUUUUUGUUAAAUCUGCACUUUCUAACAUUAUCAAAAAAGGGAAAAUGGAGUAUACAUCAAUUUUUGUAUGGUCUGUUUAAAACAUGGGGUCUUUAUUUGCUUAAUGGGGCUUAGCCCACCUCUGUAAGUCUGUUGGGAUCCUUUGUAGAAGCCGUGUUCAUUAAACACCGAGCAGUUAGAGAACAGUCCACUCUCUGAUACAACUAGCUACAAAUUCAGUUUCAUAUUCUACUUAACAAGUUAAAUAAACUGAAAUAUUUCUAGAUGGUCUACUUCUGUUCAUAUAAAAACAUGAUUUCCAA